Messenger RNA from Schizosaccharomyces osmophilus, 1425 nucleotides. Its product is annotated as transmembrane transporter. The transcript has a single exon. NCBI's taxonomy places the organism in Eukaryota, Fungi, Ascomycota, Schizosaccharomycetes, Schizosaccharomycetales, Schizosaccharomycetaceae. Bases 1 to 1425 code for a protein of 474 amino acids. The record is from RefSeq and is a predicted model, not a curated record.
AUGAAAUCGCGGUUUUCACUGAAGAAGACCAACUGCGACUUCCUCCGAUCUGGCCGCUUUCAAAAUUUAAUUGCAUCAAGCAUUCUUUUUUGUUGUCCUGGUAUAUAUCUCGCAGUUACUGGUUUGGGCGCUGGAGGCGGUCACCCUUCUGCAUUUCAUCUCGCAGAUGUUACCAACACUCUACUGUAUGCCUUGUUUGCUGUAUUUGGAUGGUGUGGUGGACCUCUUUUAAAAUUCAUAGGCCCACGAUGGGCUUUGGCGAUUGGAGCUACGGGCUAUCCUUUUUAUAUCGGCGGUCUUUGGUAUUACGAUCACACUGGAAAGCAGGGGUUUCCAAUUUUUACAGGUGCUUUUCUGGGUGUAGCAGCUGGUUUCCUUUGGUCUGCAUCAGCAUAUGUCGGUCUUGCCUAUUCGUGUCUCCACCAAAAAUCUCAAUUCAUGUCCACACAAUGGAGUAUUCUCGCUCUGGGCAGUACGGUUGGAUCAUUUAUUGCCUUCGGUCUCAAUUAUCGUUCAAAAACUACUGGUGUUCCUGAAGCAGUAUACAUUAUUUUUAUCAUCAUCAUGUUUGUGGCGGUCCUUUUAGCGACCUUGUUUAUGCAAGAUCCAUCCAAGGUAAGGAAAUCCGACGGAUCUAAUGCUCUUCCGCCAAAAGAAACGGCAUUCUCACAAGAGUUGAAAGGUCUUCUCGCCGCCGCCAAAGAUUGGCGUUUACUAGCGCUCCUACCGGCUGCUUUUGCCUCUCAAAGUACUGUGGCUUUUGCAUCUCAUCUGAAUUCUUACUACUUUUCAUUGCGUACACGGUCCUUAAACAACGUUUUGUAUUGGUCUAUCCAGUUGUUUCUUCCUUAUUUGCUUACGGCCAUCUUGGACGCGAAACGCUUUCAGCGUAGAAACCGCGGCCUUUUUGGACUCUCUAUUCAGGCCGUUAUUCUCAUCGUUACUUUUUGUGGAGAAGUUGCCUGGAUUUCAAAAAACAAUAUUGAUCUCCAUCAAACCUCGCCCAAUCUUGACUGGACUGACCCCGGUUAUGGGAAGGCUAUCGUUCUUUAUUUGCUUAUGGGAGCCCAGUAUUGCACAUCUGUCAUCUCUAUACAAUGGUGUGUUUCACUUUUGGUGAACGAUCCGAAUAUGUAUGCCAGUUACGCUGGCUUGUACAAGGGUACCACAGCUGCUGGAAUGUGCGGUUCCUUUGGUAUCGAUGCGGCUGGUGUUUCUUUUAGAAACCAAGCUAUCAUUUAUCUUGUAUUUAUAAUUAUGCUGUCUACUUCCCAGCUCAGUAUAACGGCACUCUGUGGAAACAAAUCUUCUCUUUCUGAAGAAGAGCUUUCCAAAUCUCCCAUUGUCAUUGAAGGGUCCGACUAUCCUCAAAAUUCCAGUUCUUCUGAGAGUGACAAAAAGGAAAAACUCGAAAAUUCCUUGUGA